Messenger RNA from Puccinia triticina, 2538 nucleotides. RefSeq lists its product as uncharacterized. Lineage: Eukaryota; Fungi; Basidiomycota; Pucciniomycetes; Pucciniales; Pucciniaceae. Gene Ontology annotation, cellular component: nucleus. The transcript is spliced from 10 exons. The coding region runs from base 1 to 2538 and encodes 845 amino acids. The record is from RefSeq and is a predicted model, not a curated record. Gene Ontology annotation, molecular function: DNA translocase activity; ATP binding; hydrolase activity, acting on acid anhydrides. Gene Ontology annotation, biological process: reciprocal meiotic recombination; double-strand break repair via synthesis-dependent strand annealing.
AUGAACCCAGGAACUCCCACACAGAAGACGGCAGUAUCAUCAACAUCGGAAGCUAGGACCCCAGCAUCCGUGAUCAGUGGUAAGAGUCAAGUAGACCCUACCGAAAUACUUUCUCGAAAAUUCACCCCAGUCCGCCCGGCCGCCUCGCUGCAGAAUAAAUCAUCCAGGUCGCGGAAAUCGGUCAAUUAUACGGAGGAUGGCCAAGCCCCGGAUACUGACACAAAGAAAAAGAAGCAGAAGAAAAACGGUGAUGAUGAUGAAUUCGAGGAAGACGAGAACGGAAAGAUGGUCAAGAAGGUCAAACGCGAUCGAUUUGGAAGACCUAUCAAAGAAAUGGUCGUCACUCCAGUUAGGAAAUUUGGAAAGGUUGCUGUUACUCCACUAAACGACUCGCCGAAAACGUUUAGUUUACCAACAAUGAGAGAUCUCAAGACAGGGACGAUACUCGAGGUGAGACUAUCAGGAAUGCCGCUGGGCGCUCGACCGCAGCCGAUCUUUGCGCCGCGGCCACUGCACGAUCCUUUAGCGGACACUGCGAUCGUCUUGUGGGACCCGACGGUGGAUGACCGACCGGCCCCGAAGCCGGUGAGCCAGGGAGACCCAGAACGAACACCGGCCGAGAUUGAGGCCGAACAGGCUCGGCUAAAGCUCGAAAUCGAACGCCAGAAGGGUCCCCAUAAGAGCUUGCCCGACCUGCUCGGAAUCAAAAAGGCCGGCGACCCAAAGGAUAUCAAGAAAGUUCCCGUUGUUAUCGACCCUCGUUUGGCAAAAACCCUCAGACCUCAUCAAGUUGAGGGCGUCAAGUUCCUCUACCGCUGUGCUACUGGCAUGGUCGAACAGGGCGCAAAGGGCUGCAUUAUGGCCGACGAAAUGGGCUUAGGUAAAACUUUACAAUGUAUAAGUCUUUUGUGGACGCUAUUAAAACAAUCACCAAUUGCGGGCAAGCCAUCGAUAGAGAAAGCAAUUGUUGCAUGUCCAUCCUCGCUGGUGAAGAACUGGGCAAACGAGUUUGACAAGUGGCUAGGACCGGGGGCGAUCAACCCGCUUGCGGUCGAUGGAAAACAGACAAAAGCGAAUCUCUUGACCAGUGUUCGUCAGUGGGUCUCAGCUACGGGGCGCCGAGUCCCUCAGCCGGUAAUGAUUGUCUCUUAUGAAACCUUGAGGGGCAGUCUCGUCGAGGAGUUGGGUCGCACGCCCGUCGGCCUAUUACUUUGCGACGAAGGACAUCGACUCAAAAAUGCUGACAACCAAACCUAUGCCGCACUAAACGGCAUUAACUGUGAACGACGGGUCAUCUUAACGGGCACCCCGAUCCAGAACGACUUAUCUGAAUAUUUUGCCCUGUUGAAUUUCGCCAAUCCGAAUUACUUGGGCGACCGAGCCCAGUUCCGGAAGACGUACGAAUUGCCAAUCCUUAGGGGACGAGAUUCGGAUUCAAGCGAAGCUGAAGUGGCCUUAGCCGAAGCUAAACUCAAGGAGCUCACCACCAAGGUCCAAAAAUUCAUUAUCAGAAGGACUAAUGAUUUGCUAUCCAAAUAUUUACCGGUCAAGUAUGAGCAUGUUGUGUUUUGUGCUCCAUCAUCAUUCCAACUCGAUCUUUACCGUCACUUUAUCGAAUCGCCCGAUCUACAAAAGCUCUUAAAGGGAGUGGGCUGCCAGCCCUUGAAGAUGUUGGGCAUCCUUCGCAAAUUAUGUAACCACCCUGAUUUGCUCGACUUGCAGACAGAUAUUCCGGGCUCCGAGAAGUGUUUUCCGGAGGGCUAUCGGUCCAAGGAUCCCCGAGCGCCCGCUCGACCUGAGUUGUCUGGUAAAAUGACCGUGCUCGAACGGUUUUUGCACAAGAUCAAGACUGAAACGACGGACAAGAUAGUGUUGAUUAGUAACUUUACCCAAACCUUAGAUGUGAUGGAAAAGAUGUGUAGAGAGAGGAGAUGGGGGAGCCUAAGGCUAGACGGGACGAUGCAGAUCACCAAGCGACAGAAGCUGGUAGAUCGUUUCAACGACCCCGAAGGGAAGGAAUUCAUCUUCCUAUUAAGUAGCAAGGCCGGCGGGUGUGGGAUCAACCUGAUCGGCGCCAAUCGGCUCAUCUUGUUCGAUCCCGAUUGGAACCCCGCCUCCGAUCAACAAGCACUCGCGCGUGUUUGGAGAGACGGACAAAAGAAAACCUGUUUCGUGUAUCGCUUCAUCUUGACGGGAAGUGUUGAGGAGAAAGUCUUUCAAAGACAGUCUCAAAAGAUGAAACUCUCGGCGUCAGUGGUCGAUGAACAAGAAGAUGAAGCCCGGAUGUUCUCACGCGAAUCAUUGAAAGAACUGUUCAGGCUCAAUGAGAACACCAAAUCCGAUACGCAUGAUGUCUACAAAUGUAAACGCUGUCGAGACGGGAAACAGGUCGUCAAAGCUCCGGCGAUGUUAUACGGAGACCAAUCAACAUGGAAUCAUUACACGAAUGCACAUAUGGUCGACUUGCAUGACGAUCUCUUACGCUCCGAAGUCGGGUUGAACGAAGUGACCGCUUGUUUCCAAUAUAUAUCAACCUAA